Messenger RNA from Cadophora gregata, 3760 nucleotides. RefSeq lists its product as uncharacterized. The transcript is spliced from 3 exons. The coding region runs from base 802 to 3432 and encodes 876 amino acids. Lineage: Eukaryota; Fungi; Ascomycota; Leotiomycetes; Helotiales; Ploettnerulaceae. The record is from RefSeq and is a predicted model, not a curated record. Gene Ontology annotation, biological process: carbohydrate metabolic process.
CUCCCCUCUUCAACUUCAACUUCAACUUCAACACCACCCCUCACCCCUCACCACCGCUCCUCCCUCUACGCUACCAGAGAGAGAGAAAUCUCGAGCGCAUAUUUAUCCACACACAGGCGCAGCUAUACUAUUUCCGAAGAUACCUUCAGCCCAAUUAAGGAGCAGAGUAGGAAAUUCUCGUCGGUCGGGAGGGAGGGUUGACGAUAAAGAGCGAGCAAGCAAGACAGCGCAGCCUUGUGCAGUGGAGUUGGUUGAGUGGGAUUUUAUUACCCCGCUACAUAAGGAUACUUACUUACUCACUUCCGACGACGCAUAUUUAUUUCUGCACCUCAACGAUUCGAUUCCAUUGUCGCGAAUACAGCUAGGCGCGCAGCGGAUAGAGAACGACUCUGCAGAAGAGAAGAGAAGAGUGAGCUUGAGCUGGAUUUGAUAUAAGGAAGAAAGCAAGCAAGCAAGCAAGCAAGCAAGCAAAUUGUGCGGCACUGCUGAGUUGAGUUGAGUUGAGUUUUGAAGUCGAAACGCGAGUCGAAACGCGAGUCAGCGCAUAUCGGGUAGGGUUCUUUGGUACGGUCGGGGCAGAGCAGAGCAGAGCAGAGCAGGGCAGGGCAGAGCUUAGCUAGCACGGGUGUAGGAAGGACUGCGACUGCGACGGGGAGGAUAUACCUCUGUGUUGCUUGGAGCGAGAUAGGAUAGGGAAGGAUAGGAUAGGAUAGGAGCGCAAAGACCAGAGAAGUGCAGAACAAGACAAGACAAGACGAGGCAAGACCGAGACGAGGCAAGGCAAGACACCAAAAAUUGGUCAUGAUGGCAGCACAACUCCGGGGGGAAGGGUCAGGCGCGAGCCCAGGACAAGGCCAAGCACAAGGACAAGGACAAGGCAUAGCAACAGCUCUCAACAACGGACUUUCCACCACCACCACCUCCUCCUCACAAGCCACGAACGGAGAUGGUACCACAGGAGCAGGAGGAGGAGACAAGCCCGAGCUUAUCCUGACGAAUCGCGCUGGUGAGAGUAGGAGUCCGUAUGUGAGGGCGCACCGGGGGAAUCCUGUGCGGUGGCAGGUUUGGGGGGAGGAGGCGGUGGAGAUGGCGAGGAGGGAGAAUAGGUUGUUGUUUUUGAGUAUUGGGUAUAGUGCUUGUCAUUGGUGCCAUGUCAUGGAACGCGAAUCCUUCGAAAACGAAGAGGUAGCCUCAAUCCUCAACUCCGCCUUCAUCCCCAUCAAAAUCGACCGCGAAGAACGUCCCGACAUCGACCGUAUCUACAUGAACUUCGUUCAAGCAACUACCGGCUCCGGCGGCUGGCCUCUCAACGUCUUCGUCACGCCAGACCUCGAGCCCGUCUUCGGCGGCACGUACUGGCCUGGUCCAACAUCGCAGACUACACCGUUUGAAGACCAGGUUGGUUUCUUGGGCAUCUUGGAUAAGCUGAGUACGGUGUGGAGAGAGCAGGAACAGAGGUGUAGGAGCGACUCGAAGCAGAUACUGGAGCAGUUGAAGAGUUUUGCUGCUGAAGGGACGUUUGGUGGAAGACUUGGUGAGGGAGCUGAUGGUCUUGAUAUCGAGCUUUUGGAGGAAGCGAAUCAGCAUUUUGCUUCGACGUUUGAUAGUAAGAAUGGCGGGUUUGGCUCUGCACCGAAAUUCCCUACGCCUUCGAAAUUGUCCUUCUUGUUGAGAUUGGGCCAGUAUCCGUCUGUUGUUAUUGAUGUGGUCGGUGCUGCCGACUGCAGAAAUGCGCAGACUAUGGCUGUAACGACUCUGAAGAAGAUGGCGAGAGGUGGCAUCCAUGAUCAUAUUGGGAAUGGCUUCGCGAGAUACUCCGUCACAGCAGAUUGGUCGCUUCCCCAUUUCGAGAAGAUGCUGUACGAUAAUGCUCAGCUGCUCCACGUCUACCUAGACGCAUUCCUACUUUCGAGAGACGCAGAACUCCUCGGCGUCGUAUACGACAUCUCAACAUACCUAACCACCGAUCUCGCACACUCAGCCGGAGGAUUCUACUCUAGCGAAGACGCAGAUAGUCUCUAUAGGAAAGGCGACACCGAGAAACGCGAAGGAGCAUUUUACGUGUGGACGAAACGCGAAUUCGAAAACGUCCUCGGCUCGCAAGCUGAGCCUAUCCUCUCAGCAUUCUUCAACGUCAGCGGUCAUGGAAACGUCGAGCCUGAAAACGACGCACACGAUGAAUUCCUCGAUCAGAAUGUCCUCGCUAUUGUCAGCACGCCUAGCGCACUUGCCAGUCAGUUCGGUAUGAAGGAAGAGGAGGUUGUGCGGAUUAUUAAGGAGGGUAAAGCUGCGCUGAGAGCCCAUCGGGAGAAAGAGCGUGUUAGACCUGUGCUGGAUGAUAAAAUUGUCGUGAGCUGGAAUGGAAUCGCUAUUGGUGCUCUGGCUAGGACGGGAGCUGUGAUCAAGGGUUUUGAUCCGGUGAAGUCGGAGGAGUAUCUUGGCUUUGCGAUCAAAGCUGCUACUUUCAUCAAGGAGAAUUUGUAUGAUGCGUCUUCGAAGACUUUGUAUCGGGUUUGGAGAGAAGGACGGGGUGAUACGGAGGGAUUUGCGGAUGAUUAUGCGUUCUUGAUUGAAGGCCUGAUUGAUCUGUAUGAAGCGACUUUCGACGAGAAGUGGCUACAAUGGGCCGAUGAGCUGCAACAAACCCAAAUCUCACUCUUCUUCGACACAGCCAGCACCGCCGGCUUCUUCUCCACGCCCGCCUCCGCCCCGCUCACCAUCCUCCGCCUCAAAGACGGCAUGGACACCUCCGAGCCCUCCACCAAUGGCACAUCCGCCUCCAACCUCUACCGUCUCUCCUCGCUCCUCAACGACGCCGCGUACGCGGACAAGGCGAAGAGUACCAUCGCCGGCUUCGAGAGCGAGACCUUGCAGUACCCGUGGCUGUUUGCGAGUUUCAUGCCUAGUGUUGUGGCGAGCCAGUUGGGUGUUAGGGGCGUGGUUGUUGCGGGUGGUGGGGAUGAUGGGGAGGGGGUUGGGGUGGGUAUCGGCAAGGUCAAGGAGUUUGAGAAGAGUCCUAGAGGGGGACUGGGGACUUUUGCGUGGUUGAAAGAUGGAGAUGAGAAGGGGGGUUGGUUGAGGAGUAGGAAUGAACUACUUAGGGAUUUCAGAGGGAGGGAUGGAGUGGCGAGGGUAAUGGUUUGUGAGGGGGGUGUUUGUAAGGAGGAGGGUGUGCUGGGGGGUGUGAGGGAGGCUGUUGGUGCUGGUGCUGGUGCUGGUGUUGGCAGUGCUGAGGCAGGCCUGAGCGGGGCGGCUGAGAAGGAGAAGCAGAAGGAGAUUAAUGUCAGUGAUUUCAAAACUGCAUUGCCUUCUCUCUCUUCACAGCAGUCAACAGCACCUCCAUCUGCUGUACCUGCCGUGGAAGCGCAGACACAGAAGAGCGAAGAGAAGAAUGCUGAUGCAAAUACUUCGCCGUUUACGGUGCCUAGCUAGCUAGCUAGCCAGCCAUAUUAGCAGGCAGUUGAUAUAGGCAUCAGAGGUACUAAUCGAGUUUUUCUUCUUAUUUGGUGGGUGGAGCUAGGUUUGUUUGCUUAUUGGGCUGACUGAAGGUGGCGUUUGAGGGGUGGUCGUUAUUUAUUCUCUUAGUAUUCCAUGGGUUUGAGAUGGCGUGAUGAAGGCGAGGUGAUGGGAUGUUGGGUUGGGUGCGAGACAACGUUGAUAAGUUGAAUGGUUUUAUGCAUGCAUACUUACUUAGAUGGAUAGGUAGAGGGACAGAGGGACAGAGGGACAAGCAGCGGAUGUAUGGUGGCGUAGCGUGGGG